Messenger RNA from Perkinsus marinus ATCC 50983, 1482 nucleotides. RefSeq lists its product as hypothetical. Bases 1 to 1482 code for a protein of 493 amino acids. NCBI's taxonomy places the organism in Eukaryota, Perkinsozoa, Perkinsida, Perkinsidae. The transcript is spliced from 2 exons. The record is from RefSeq and is a predicted model, not a curated record.
AUGGUCUGCCUCCAGGAACCCUGUUCCGCUUCCCGUAAGCUCGUUGGCUACCAAUACCACGGCUUACGUAAGAACGAGGAGGCUUGUAUAUUGUCCAAGCGUGGCAUCCCCUGCCACACGGUUUUUGCUUCCCGUGACCUUGUCGUGGUCAAGGGAAACAACUAUGGUAUAGCGUCAUGGUACUUUCACGGCACGGAUAUGCCUAGGAGGGAACUGGCGCUCUCUGAGCUUGACCAGGUCCUUUCCACGUGGCCUGUGUCCGUCCCGCUCUACAUCUGUGUCGAUGCUAAUGCUUGGCACAUAGCUUGGGGCUCAGAGCUAACUGCUAGCAACCUGCGGUUACCCUGUCAGGGUAUCACAGAUUCCUUGAGCACCUUGGUAAAACAAUUUACGCCCGAAGCCCCAGCCCCCUCUGACACCACCUGGUGGACGGGCGAGCUGUCUAGGCUGAAGGCGAAGCUUAAAAGGGCCCAGCGGACGUUCUACCGCCAUAAAAGGUUAAACGGCCCGGAUGCACCUUCCACGGCGCAUUAUCGGGAAAUCCGCGACGUUGCCAGACGUAAGUUCUGUGCCGCUGUCGAAGAGGCCAAGGGAGCAGCUGCUCGUAGAUUCUUUGAGGAUCUGCAGCACUACUCUCGUUGUGUUAAACGAGGUUGUCCCCGAAUUCCUCCUGCGGCCAUAUGCCCGCAUGGAGUGAAUCAAGCGGACUUCCUCCUACGUAAGCUCUUCCCCCGUGAUCCCGAAAGGGCUGCGGAGGUCGAUGCCUUGGUUCUACCGCCGCAAGCCGAUCCCAUCCCGGCGGUCACCUACUCUGAGCUCAGAGAGGCGGCCGAUGGUCUACGGAGAAGCGCGGCCCCUGGAAAGGAUGAUGUGACCAAUGGCAUCAUUCUCGAUACUCUCGAGGUGCUGAAGGACAACUGGUGUACCCAGUUCACUGAAGCUCUUGAGACUGGUAUAUAUCCCGAUGGGUGGAAGUCAUCUAAAGGGAUCUUCAUUCAUAAGACCGGCAGGGACCCCACCAAGCCUAACGGCUGGAGGCCAAUCUGCCUGGUCGGUUCAGGUAGCAAGCUGUUCGAACGUCUCAUAAUAGAACGGCUUGCCUCUUGCCCGCAGAUCCAGAAACGAUUGGACUCUCCCAUUGUCCAUGGAUUCUGCAAAGGCAAAUCGGUUGACUCUGCUGUCCUGCGCGUGGUCGAAGCGUUCAGGGCUGGCAGAAAGAGGAGUAAGAGCGCGCCUAUUGCACUUGUCCAACUCGACGUGCAAAACGCGUUCAGCUCGGUAAAACACAGCCACAUCCUGGCAACCCUGGCCCAAUACGAUGUCCCACGCUAUCUAGUGAGCAUUGUUGAAGGCUACUUGAGGGCCCAGAGUGUUUCGGCUGUCUAUGGUGCAGACGUGGCCACUCUGAACUUCAACGAGGGGUGCCUCAGGGCAGUGCCCUGGGCCCCUUCUUGUUCCUUCUAUCCACCCUGCCGCUUGUAG